Raphanus sativus (radish) is the source of this 1871-nucleotide messenger RNA. Its product is annotated as myosin-binding protein 7. Bases 495 to 1751 code for a protein of 418 amino acids. The record is from RefSeq and is a predicted model, not a curated record. NCBI's taxonomy places the organism in Eukaryota, Viridiplantae, Streptophyta, Magnoliopsida, Brassicales, Brassicaceae. The transcript is spliced from 3 exons.
UGAGUCUUCUCUGUGGGCACGUAGUCCAAAGAAGAAUGGAACGCGCUCCGAUAAAGGAGGGAGAGAGAUGAGGAAGAUGGAGAAUCAACACACAAAGCCAAAAACAUAAACCUUCCUUAUCUUCCUCCUUCUUCUUCUUCUCUCCCUCCUGAACAUCCUGCCGUUUCUGUCAUUUUCCUCUCUGUUUCUUCCCUGGAAACAGAGUGGAUAAAAAAAUUUCAUUUUUUUGUUCCUCUGUUUUCGCCGAAAGGAUAGAUCUUUGUGAAUAGGCAGCUUGCACCCAAUCUUAAAGUUUUCGUGUCUGAGGUAAAAGAAGAUUACGUAUACAUCAUUUUAAUUCUCGAAAAGAAACCAUCUUUCGUGUGUUUUGAGAAAAUCACCAUUUAAUCUCCUCUGUUUUCGCAAUUCAAUCGGAUAAUGAAACAAAAGGUUCUUGCUUUCAUCGUUGUAUCUCUUUGCAUUUGAGGUUGUUGUUGUUGUUAAUAAGACACCAAAUGGAUUCUGAGCUGAAGCUUUCUUCGAGAGACGUUGUGAAAUGCUGUGAUUACUCCUCCUCCUCCUCCCUCGAGGCAUCAGCAGACCCUUUGACUAGUAGAACGGUGAAAAGAAAGCUCAGCGACAGGUUCCUGUUACGCGGCUCUUCUGAUCUAUCUUCAAACGCAGCGAAGUCGCUAGUCGAAAACCAAUGCGCUGCUCUGCUCGAGGAUCUUUCUUCCCAGAGGAAGACGGUGAAGGAUCUUCACCUGGAGCUCGAAGAAGAGAGAAAAGCCGCCGCGUCGGCAGCCAACGAGACGAUGUCGAUGAUACUGAGGCUGCAGAGAGAGAAGGCCGAGAUACAGAUGGAAGCUAGGCAGUUCAAAGCGUUUGCUGAGGAGAAGAUGACGCAUGACCAAGAAAAGCUUUUGGUUCUGGAGGAGUUGUUGUAUGAGAAAGAGCAAGCGAUCGAGGCUUUGACUUAUGAGGUGGAAGCUUACAAGGAUAGACUGUUGAGCUAUGGGGUUACUGAAGGGGAGAUGAAUGAUCAGAUACUUGGGUUUGGUAGAGAGACUAGCACGGUGGGUGUUGAUGUUUACCCUUGUGAGUAUACUCCCUUCAAAUGCAGUGUGGAUGAUGAUAACCUGAGUGGAGUUGGUCAGUCUCCGAAAUGGCCUUAUUAUGAUCCAAACUCGCCUUUGGGAACUGCAAAGGAGAUAAAGGGGACAGAGUUUUCUGCAGACUCUCCUAUGUCUGCUAGCAGUGACAGAGUUUAUACUAUUGACUCGAUCAAGAUUGUGGACGAGCCUAGUAGGUUGAGUAAGGGAAAGUUAAACGGUGAUCAUUGGGAUUCUCCGAGGAACCAAGAACCGUUUGGAAAGACUCAGCAAGGAGUUAAUGAGGCAGGGAUUGAGAAGCUUUACACAAAGCUUCAAGCACUUGAGGCUGAUAGGGAAUCGUUGAGACAGAUCAUUGUGUCUAUGCGGACAGACAAGGCUCAGUUGGUGUUGCUGAAAGAAUACGCACAGCGUCUAUCAAAGGAAACUGUCGCAACGAGCAGGCGAAACCCGGUUAGCAAAAUGCCAUAUUUCAAAGCACUCUCUGUAGUAAUGGCCUUCAAGUGGAUGGUGUCUUUCGUUUCUUGGAGAAGGAAAGCCAAGCGAAACAAGUAUGUCUAUGAUAUGUCAGCAAAUAAUAUGGGGAUGCUUAUGAUGCUAGGGGAGGGAUCUCGAAGUAGGAGAUGGAGUUGUUUAACAAGUUCACAUGUCUUAAGAUAAUCCCAUUCUUUUUUUCUCUCUUGUGCAAUAAUAGGUAGUCCAAAUUGAAUGUGCAUCUCUCUUUAUUGUAUGGAUGGUUCAGAUUCUUGAUGAAAAUAUAACAAUCCAAAGUUCAUUCUU